AUGUCUAUGAUGGAGAAUAGCGGAUGGGAACUAGAACCUCGGAAUCUCCUUGGUACCAUGAAGCACUACCGCCAACAGCAAGAUCAACGCAUGAAAAGCUCCCGUCUCGACGACAAGGGGGUCGAGGAGCAUCCCAAAACUCUCCUUUAUGCAGCAGAGGAUGUCGCUUCCGCCAACCCUGUUGGCGAAGAAGAUACUCCUCAGAACAAGAUUAGAAGCCGACCUGCCCCCAAGAAGAUUCCCAGCCAUGGUAUCUAA
Seminavis robusta is the source of this 258-nucleotide messenger RNA. Lineage: Eukaryota; Bacillariophyta; Bacillariophyceae; Naviculales; Naviculaceae. The record is from the annotation of a GenBank genome assembly.